Messenger RNA from Saccostrea cuccullata (small rock oyster), 3876 nucleotides. RefSeq lists its product as uncharacterized. Bases 18 to 3488 code for a protein of 1156 amino acids. Gene Ontology annotation, molecular function: nucleic acid binding. Lineage: Eukaryota; Metazoa; Mollusca; Bivalvia; Ostreida; Ostreidae. The record is from RefSeq and is a predicted model, not a curated record. Gene Ontology annotation, biological process: DNA integration. The transcript has 2 exons.
ACAGAAACUUAGAAAAAAUGGUGAAAGAUUCCAUAAACUAUGACUUUCCAGAACGUCUUGAAGAUGAUGUGAAAGAAAACUCUUUAGAAGAUAAGACCUUCUUAACUCAAGUUUCAGAAUCGAUUCACAUUCGAGAUGGUCAUUACUCGAUUGGACUUCCGUUUAAGGAUCCUUUGAUUCAGUUACCCAACAAUAUCAUGCAGGGAUUUCAGAGACUUGAGAGUCUGAAGAAGAAACUGAUAAGGGAUCCAAAGGUUAGAAAUGACUAUGUGACUUUUAUGAACAAACUGUUUGAGAAGGGAUAUGCGGAACCUGUUCCCCAGAGUCAGUUACAAAGAGAGGACGGCAGAGUAUGGUACCUCCCACACCAUGGAGUUUACAAUGAUAAAAAACCAGGGAAAAUCAGAGUUGUGUUCGACUGCUCUGCAGUUUAUAUGGGGAUUUCACUAAACAGCCAGUUACUCCAAGGACCCGACCUUACAAAUAGUUUACUUGGUGUACUUUUAAGAUUUCGUCAGGAGAAAGUUGCUAUUCAAGGAGAUAUUGAAGCAAUGUUUCACCAAGUAUCUAUCCCUGAACAAGAUCGAGACUGUCUAAGAUUUCUGUGGUGGAAGGACGGCAAUCUGGAUGCCAGCCCUGAACAAUACAGAAUGAAAGUUCACAUCUUUGGAGCCACUUCCUCUCCUACUUGCUGUAACUAUGCACUACAACAGACAGCUAAAGAAUAUGGUUCUGACUUUGACCCUACAGUUAUGACCACAGUACUCAGGAACAUGUAUGUAGAUGACUGUUUGUCUUCGGUUGACACAGAGAAGAAAGCAGCGUUACUCAUUGAAGAUCUGUCUACACUUUGUAGUAAAGGUGGCUUCCAUCUGACAAAAUGGAUAAGUAAUUCCAAACAAGUGUUAGAAUCUGUUCCAGAAGAAGAUCGAGCCAAAGAUGUGCAGAAAUGGAACCUCGAAUGUGAAAGUGAAACACUCGUAGAACGUGCACUAGGUGUGUACUGGCUUGUUAACAGUGACCGUUUAGGAUUCCUGAUAAACAUUAAAAAUCAGCCAAUGACCAGAAGAGGAAUUCUAUCUAUAGUGAGCUCAGUAUUUGAUCCUCUUGGUAUCGUAUCACAUUUUGUGAUGACAGCAAAGACACUUCUUCAAAAAAUGUGCAAAAAUUCAGUUGGAUGGGAUGAAGAGAUUACAGGAUGUCAACUAAAGGACUGGAAAAAUUGGCUGACACAAGCAAAGGAACUUGAAAAUGUGACACUUAAAAGAUGCUACAAACCACAGGACUUCGGGAAGAUGACAUGUCAGGAGUUGCACUGUUUUGCCGAUGCAAGUGAAGUUGGAAUUGGAGUUGUGAUAUAUCUACGACUUGUCAGUGAAACUGGAAAAAUCCACUGUUCCUUCGUUCUUGGGAAAUCGCGGGUGGCACCAUUAAAAACAGUGACAAUACCGAGACUUGAGUUGACGGCAUCAACCUUAGCAGUGAAAUUAUGCAAGAUAGUCACAAAACAGUUGGAUUACCAAAUUGAUCAAGUUUACUUCUGGACAGAUAGCAUGUCAGUUCUUCGUUAUAUAAAGAACACGAAAACUCGCUUUCACACAUUUGUCGCAAAUAGGCUUGCCAUUAUUCAUGCAGCAACCACAAUCAACCAGUGGCACUAUGUCACCUCGAAAUUAAAUCCAGCAGACUGUGCAUCAAGGGGAAUACCAGUAGUGAGUAGAUUUCUAGAUUCAGCAUCAUGGUUCAGCGGCCCUGAGUUUUUAUGGAAACCAGAUGUUUCAUGGCCAUCUACUGAAAUCGCUAGUGACUUGUUAGAAAUUGACAGUGCUGAAAUUAAGGAGAGUGUCAACACAGCAGUUGAGACAGAAACAGUGGAAGGAAUUGAAAGAUUACUCCGGCACUUCUCUUCAUGGAAGAAGCUGAAAACAGUGACUGGAUGGCUACUCUUAGCACGAGAAAACCUCAAAAUAAUAGCAGAGAGGAAAAGUGAACAGAGAUCAAGAAUGGUAUCAGAGGGAUUUACAGAAGAGAAAAUACAAGAAUUGGAAAUGAAGGAGAAGCAUGACAGAUUGAAAAAUGCUAAACAAACUGAAAGACCUUCAUUAAAUGCAGACAUUCUUGACAAAGCAGAAACAAACAUUUUGAAGUAUGUGCAGAUGAAGUAUUUUGCCCAAGAAUUUAAAGACUUGAAUUCAAGUGAAAAUGGAGUUGUGAAAAGGUCAUCAAAACUAGCCAAGUUAGACCCAAUUGUUCAUAAUGGAGUUCUACGUGUAGGCGGUAGACUUAAGAAACUGGAUACAACUCUAAACAGUAAACAUCAAAUAAUUAUUCCUAAAGAGUCUGUAUUAGCCAGAUUGAUAGCAGAGGAAGCACAUAAAUCUGUCGGACACUUGGGGAAAAAUUCAACGCUGGCACGUAUCCGUGAGAAAUAUUGGAUUCUUGGUGUGUCAUCAAUUGUGAAGUCAAUCAUUUCCAGAUGCGUUAUAUGCAGAAAAUAUCAGGCACCUGCUUUGAAACAGAAAAUGGCGGACCUUCCCAGCGAGAGACUAAAAGCUGAUGACCCCCCCUUUACUCGAGUGGGCAUGGAUUAUUUUGGUCCGUUUGAGCUUAAAAGAGGAAGAAGCAUAAUAAAACGAUACGGUGUCAUAUUUACUUGCCUAUCUUCUCGAGCUGUACAUUUAGAGGUUGCCUUUUCCUUGGAUACAGACUCCUGUAUUGACGCCAUUCGAAGGCUUAUUGCACGACGAGGAAAACCAACUUAUAUACUGUCUGAUAAUGGAACAAAUCUGGUAGGAGCAGAACGUGAGCUAAGAACAGCGCUGAAUUCCUGGAAUAUGAACAGAAUUUCUAGUCAAUUAUUACAGUCAGGAAUUGAAUGGAGCUUUAAUCCACCAGCUGCGUCUCACUUCGGAGGAGUAUGGGAACGCCUCAUUAGGAUAGUCAGGAAAAUCAUGUAUUCUGUUCUGCAUGAACAAACGAUUCAUUUGGAUGAUGAGGGACUGUUAACCUUGGUUUGUGAAAUUGAAGCCAUCAUGAAUGGACGUCCUCUUACAGAAGCUUCAGAUGACCCAAAUGACCUUUGUGCACUAACGCCAAAUCAUAUAUUACUCAUGCGAUCAGGAGAGAGUUUUCCCCCUGGAAUUUUCCAUGCAUCGGACAACUACGCAAAACGUCGAUGGAAACAGAUACAGUAUUUGGCUGAUGUGUUUUGGACGCGUUGGAUCAAAGAAUAUGUACCCCUUCUCCAACAGAGGCAGAAGUGGCUGAAGCAGGAAAGAAACUUACAAGAAGGUGAUUUAGUUCUCAUCGUGGAAAACACUCCAAGAAACACAUGGAAUCUUGGCAGAGUGCUAGAAGUGAUAAAGGACAAGUAUGAUGUUGUACGCGUUGCAAGGAUAAAGACAGUGUCUUCCAUUCUCACGCGACCAGUCACAAAGCUUUGUCUUCUUUUGGAAACAGAUUGUGAAAAAGAGAAAACAAAUCAGUGAACCUCCGUGCAGUUAAACGUAAAGUGAUUGAUCUCAUUUUAGAUGAUUGUUUUGUCCAUUUUUGAUUUAUUAAGAAAUAUGUUUUUGUAAAAACACAUUUAGGGGCCGGUGUAAUGGACAACCUGUAUAUUUUAUUUCGAAUUCCAAUUUAGUCCGUAACUUUCGAUUUCUGUAUAUUCCAAAUUUAUCCGAAUAAUACUUUACUAUGAUGUUUACCAAAAUUGCACGAGCGCCAUAUUCAGUGUAAAGUUGUGUUCUACAUGUUUUAACUGAAAGUUAUUGAAAGUACCAGACAUACAUCACGUCAAUCUAUGUCAGACACAUCGAAGGAUUUCUAUGUGAAUAUAAAUAAAGGACAUCGAAUUGAACCUGUACUGUCUUUGGUACU